AUGCAUCGAAACCCCGGAAAACCAUUCCCUAUGCCUCCAGCAUCGGUUAAUGAGAACGAGGCAAGGAAUAAGUGAGUUUGAUAGCCUUCUGAAUGUUUUUUAUGUUUAGAUUGAAUAACUAUGUGUAUCAAUACUUGUGUUAUAAUGCUCCAAAAGCGGCUGAAUCUUUUGUCGCAGAGGCAUUGAACGGGGCAGCCCCAGCCCCAUCAGAAGGCCCUGGAUUUUUGAUGAAUUGGUGGCUGUAAGUUUAACAUUAAUUUAAGUAUUUUCUUGUUAGGGUAUUCUGGGACCUGUACACAGCAACACCUGAUAGAAAAGACAAGGACGCUGCAACCGUAGAAGCGAAGGCCUUUAUGGAUUACACUUUUCAGGGCAAUGGAGUUCCGCCGGUGAGUAUAUAUAGUGUUUUUAAUGUUGGAAUAUUCUUGAUGAAAGGCAUAACAAUAUUGUUUAGUUUGCAAACCAGAUGAAUGUGGGCAUGGCACCUAACAUGUCGGAAUACUACCGACAAAGUGCCAUGAAUGCAUCUAAUCAAGCGUCGCCGGUGCCCGGAGGUGUCCCAGGUAUGUUAAUCCUCUUAAUCUUUUAUUGAUUUUUGGAUAUUUUUUGACCUUGAUGUUUAAGGUUAUCAACAGGGAUUCCCUCCACGAUUUAUGGGGCCACGAGGCCAGGUACCAGGUCAAUUUGUUCCCCGGCCAGGUUUUGAUCGGAUGAUGCCCAUGCAUCCAAAUGCCGCCAACGGAGGAAGAAUGAAUGUUAGGAUGGGAGGCCCUCCUUACCGGCAGUAUAUGGAUUCCCCUGGAACACCAACUUUUGGAGCAAGUUUUUUUGAUAGUUUUACAAUAUAUGUGAAAAUAAUUUUUAAACUCCAUACGGUUUUAGAACGGUAUGAUGAAUGGAACACCGAUCAGCUCAACUCCCUCGAUGAUGCCUAGCCCAGGUCCUAGUGGGCCUAUGCCUACCGAUCCUAAUAUGUCUGCCCAACAUUACAACAUGAUGAUGAGCCAGAAUAUGCAUCCCGGUCAAGUAAGUAUAAUUUUUUGAGACUAUUUUACCUGUUUUAGUUCGCAAUAAUGGAUCACAAUUCUGCCGGCACUCCAACUAGCUCUUCCGCCGGUCCAACUAGUGUCCCCGCUAUGAAUGGAGCUCCUGCCAGUGUUCCCAACAUGGGCGGACCCCCAAGUGUGGGCUCUGGACAUGGACAGAUGCCAAGUUCAGUCGGAGGCCCGAAUGAAAAUCAGCCUAACACUCAUCCAGGAAGCUCGUUAAGUAACAUGUUGAAUGGGAAUAAUGAAAUGGACAUUAAAAUGGAGAUCAAACAGUCUCCUUCUAACAUGGUGGGUGUGGUAAAUGGAGGAACUCCUCAACAUGGAGGACCUGGAUCUCAUCACAACAACGGACCACCGUCGGCAGCCGCCUUGCAUGGACCAAAUUCAGUGCAAUCACAACCUGGAGCGCCUAAUUCAAACGUGAAUUGUGGUCUUAUGGGUCCCCAAAGCAACCCACAAAAUGCGCAAAUGACUCCUACUUCUGGAGGCGAUAAUCCCAACAUGAUGGACUUUGGGUCAAGUGGAAACUUCCAUUCGGAGAAGACUGAUGGAAGUGAAAAAGAGAUGAUAUCCAAGAUCAAAGCCAGUCUGAUCGAGGAUUUCAAAUUACAGCAAUGA
Molecule: messenger RNA, 1667 nt
Organism: Bursaphelenchus xylophilus (pine wood nematode)
Lineage: Eukaryota; Metazoa; Nematoda; Chromadorea; Rhabditida; Aphelenchoididae
Source: the annotation of a GenBank genome assembly